This is a messenger RNA of Penicillium chermesinum, 1464 nucleotides long. Its product is annotated as aldehyde dehydrogenase family protein. The coding region runs from base 1 to 1464 and encodes 487 amino acids. Gene Ontology annotation, molecular function: aldehyde dehydrogenase (NAD+) activity. The record is from RefSeq and is a predicted model, not a curated record. The transcript is spliced from 3 exons. Lineage: Eukaryota; Fungi; Ascomycota; Eurotiomycetes; Eurotiales; Aspergillaceae.
AUGGCUGCGAUUGAGACUAGACUUUUUAUCAACGGCAAGGUGAGACAGUUUGUCGAGGCAUCCGACGGCCGGACCUUUCCGUUGUACUCGCCAGCAACAAAAGAAAAGGUUGCGGAUGUAUCCGAGGCCAGCGAAGAGGACACUAACGCAGCAGUCGCCGCUGCAAAGGCAGCUUUCCCCGCUUGGUCGGCUCUCUCCCCAUCUGAGCGAGGAGUCCCUCUCAGGAAGCUUGCCCAGCUGAUUGAGGAAAACCACGACGAAUUGGCAAGGCUGGACGCAUUAUCCAUGGGCCGACCCGUCUCGACUUUCGCUGACCCCGGACGCGCAUCAGCCCAUUUCAACCACUACGCGGAAGCUGGAUACGAGGCCUUGGGAACAUCGAGUGUCAAUACCCCUGGCUUUGUGAAUCUGACUUUACGCCAGCCUUUCGGCGUCGUGGCAGCCAUUAUCCCGUGGAACGGCCCAUUGGUGUUUUUGCCCAUGAAGGCAGCACCUGCGUUGGUUGCUGGUAAUACUAUCGUUUUGAAGAGCAGUGAGAAAGCUCCAUUGACAUGUGCCAAAAUCGCUACCCUCGUUGAAAAGGCUGGUUUCCCUCCGGGAGUUUUCAACAUCAUUUCUGGACAUGGUCACAUUUCUGGAAAUGUACUCUCUCACCACAUGGAUGUCCGAGCUCUGAGCUUCACCGGCUCCGGAAGAACUGGUCGUAUCAUUCAACAAGCGGCAGCCAAGUCGAACAUGAAGAAUGUCAUUUUAGAGCUUGGCGGGAAGUCCCCGAGUAUCAUCUUCCCUGACGCUGAAUUGGACAAAGCUGCGAAAGAAACCAUGUACUCGAUUCAGUGGAACAGCGGUCAGGUCUGUAUGGCCAACUCACGAAUUUACGUACAUGAAAGCAUUGCCCCCAGAUUUAUUGAGCUUUGCAAGAAGAGCUUGUCUACGGUGGUCAAGGGAGAUCCGUUAGACCCAAAAACGACUCACGGGCCUCAAGCAGACAAACUGCAGUGGGAAUCAGUGCAGCACUACAUCGAAGCCUCCAAGAAGCUUGGCCAGAUGGUCCUAGGCUCUGAAGAACAGCCAGACGACUCCAACGGAUAUUUUAUUGAACCAACGAUUUUCCUCGGGGUGCCAGAGGACGCGAAGGCCAUGAAAGAAGAGAUCUUCGGACCAGUCGUGCACAUUAACACAUUCAGCACCGAGGACGAAGUGGUUGCGAAGGCAAACGAUUCUGAAUAUGGCCUCUAUGCUUCCGUGUACACAAACGAUCUCAGCAGGGCGCUGCGUAUGGCUAAGAAGCUUGAAUCAGGCAACGUAGCCAUCAAUUGCACUAGCCCUACUGGCGCUCUGGACAUGCCGUUCGGUGGGUACAAGUCAUCGGGCGUGGGGAGAGAAGGGUAUACCGUUAGCAUCGAUCAAUAUUUGGAGACCAAGACCGUCCUCAUGAAAAUCGAUGAAGAGACGAGUCUAUAA